ACAUAUGUUUAAGCCUUUCAAGAUGAAGAGUUUCCUCAGUAUUAGUUUUGUGCUUUUUUUAUUUUGUUUAGUAGAUUCAAAGUCUUUGAAACCCAAUAGUUUUAAAAAGCGAGUAUUUCAGGAUCUCUAUGGAAAACUCAACCCAAAAAUAACGGGAGAUCCCGGAGAACCUCUCAUAUUAACCGACUUGAUUGAAGCAGGAAAACUGGAUGAAGCUCAAAAUAAAUCACUUGUAGAAGGAUUGGACACGGAUAUUAAAAGUUACUCUGGAUAUUUAACUGUUGAUAAAGAACAUAAUUCUAAUCUAUUCUUCUGGUUUUUUCCUUCACAAGGCAAUGCCAGUUCUGAUCCGGUAAUUCUAUGGCUUCAAGGAGGACCAGGAUCUUCUUCCAUGUUUGGACUUUUUAAAGAAAAUGGACCUCUUCUGUUAAAAGAUGGUAACCUUGGUAUUAGAGAGACAUCUUGGAAUAAGAACAACUCAGUUAUAUACAUUGAUCAGCCAGCUGGAACUGGAUGGAGUUUUACCACUGAAGGAUAUGCUUCCAAUCAAACUAAAGUAGCUACUGAUCUUUACGCAGCUUUACAGCAGUUUUUCACCCUAUUUAAUCAGUACCAACAUCAAGACUUUUACGUUACAGGAGAGUCUUAUGCAGGGAAAUAUGUUCCCGCUAUAAGUUAUAAAAUUCAUCAAGCAAAUCCGGAAGCCAAGCUAAAAAUUAAUCUUAAGGGUUUAGCUAUUGGUAAUGGAUAUACCGAUCCCAUUGAGCAGAUUCAUUAUGCUGAGUAUGUGUAUCAACUUGGACUCAUGGAUUUCUAUACUACAAAUCUUCUAAAACGAACAGAGCAGAGUGUUGUAGAAGAAAUUCAAUCAGAAAACUAUGAUGAAGCAUACGAUUUAUGGAGUGAUAUCAUAGACACUAUACAACAAUUUACAGCAGUAGACAUAUAUAACUAUUUGACAGUUAAACGUAGUCAGGCAGAUGAAACAGACUUAAAUGAAUUUUUCAGUAAAGAAGAGGUUAGAAAAGCAAUUCAUGUGGGCAACGUUGAUUUCAAUCAACCGGACCAAGUUUACGAACACCUUCAACAAGACUUCCCUAAAUCAGAGGCAUGGAAAGUCGCAGAACUUUUGAAAUACUAUAGAGUUUUAAUCUACAGUGGACAAACAGAUCUCAUGAUCCCUUAUGCUCUGACUGUUAACUAUUUGCAAAAGCUUAAAUUUCCAGGUUCCGAUGAUUACGCAAAGGCAGAAAGAAUUGUAUGGCAUGAUGAUGACGAUAGACGAGUAGUUGCUGGAUACGCGAAAACAGCUGGAAAGUUAACGGAAAUUAUGGUUAGGAACGCUGGUCAUAUGGUACCAGCAGAUCAGCCAGAAUGGGCGCUACAACUUAUCACUAAAUUUACAAGAAACAUUACUUUUCACUAAAUGUCAAAUAAAUAACAUUAACAGAAAUUUCCAAAAUUGUACU
Molecule: messenger RNA, 1469 nt
Organism: Diabrotica balteata
Lineage: Eukaryota; Metazoa; Arthropoda; Insecta; Coleoptera; Chrysomelidae
Source: the annotation of a GenBank genome assembly